Molecule: messenger RNA, 3826 nt
Organism: Leptonychotes weddellii (Weddell seal)
Lineage: Eukaryota; Metazoa; Chordata; Mammalia; Carnivora; Phocidae
Source: RefSeq, a predicted model, not a curated record
AGACGGGCCGAGGAGAGAGGACGGGCUGACAGCUGGCGAGAGGGCGAAGGAGCUGGGGGAGAAGGAGGGAAGGGAUUCGUCGGAGUAACUUUCCAGAAAAACAGUCAACGUGUAGCAGGAGUGACUCCAAGAGGGGAAAAAAAGUUCAGUUACCACGUCGAACCAGAGGACUCGCAAAGUAUUUUUCAAAUGGGCUCGGCUUUUCCUGUGCCUGUUUAAAACAUUAAAAUCGUGCAGCAAAAGAGGCUGCGUGCGCUGGUCCCUCCCUCCCCCACCCGGGCCUGAGACGUCAUGGGAGGGAGGUAUAAAAUUUCAGCAGAGAGAAAUAGAGAAAGCAGUGUGUGUGCAUGUGUGUGUGAGAGAGGGAGAGGGAGAGGAGCGAGAGGGAGAGAGAGAGAGGGAGAAGGAGAGGGAGAAGCAGCAGGGAGAGGAAGGGAGGGAAGCAGAAAGCCAAGGCCAAGGGAAUGAGCAAGAGAGGGGAGAGAUAGGGGAAGAAGCCUGAGAAAGAAGGAAUAACAGCUUUCCGGAGCAGGCGUGCAGGGACCUGGCUGCUAUUUUCUUUUUCUUCUCCUUUUUAUUUUUGUAAAGAGAAGCAGGGAACAGAAGCAAUGGCCGAGGGAGAAGACAAGCCGAGGUGCUGGUGACCUUGGGCGUCCAAGUGGAUUAUUGGGGCUGCUCUCCAGGGGCCUGUCCUCCCUGCCUUCCAAUUGCACAUACCCCCACUUCCCAGCCAAUGAAGACGAGAGGCAGCGUGAACAAAGUCAUUUAGAAAGCCCCCGAGGAAGUGUAAACAAAAGAGAAAGCAUGAAUGGUGUGCCCGAGAGACAAGUGUGUCCUGCGCUGCCCCCACCUUUAGCGGGGCCAGUCCAGCCCAGCCCUGCCUCUCCCCACCUACUCACUGGCUAUCUGACUUUUUUUUAAACAUUUUUUUUUCUCCUUUUCUUUUCCAUUCUCUUUUCUUAUCCUCCUUCAGGGCAAGGCAAGGAUUUUGAUUUUGGGACCCAGCCAUGGUCCUCCUGCUCCUUCUUUAAAAUACCCACUUUCUCCCCAUUGCCAAGCGGCAUUUGGCAAUAUCAGAUAUCCGCUCUAUUUAUUUUUACCUAAGGAAAAACUCCAGCUCCCUUCCCACUCCCAGCUGCCUUGCCACCCCUCCCAGCCCUCUGCUUGCCCUCCACCUGGCCUGCUGGGAGUCAGAGCCCCGCAGAACCUGUUUAGACACAUGGAGAAGAGACCCAGAGCUCCAAGGCACACAGUCGGCGUCUUCGCGCUCAGGGUUGCCAGUGCUUCCUGGAAGUCCUGAAGCUCUCGCAGUGCAGUGAGUUCAUGCACCUUCUUGCCAAGCCUCAGUCUUCGGGAUCUAGGGAGGCCGCCUGGUUUUCCUCCCUCCUUCUGCACGACUGCUGGGGUCUCCUCCUCGCCGGGCCUCGCAGCAGCGCCCCCCCCCCCAGCCGCUCUCCCCAGCUUGCGCAUGAAGAUGCACUUGCAAAGGGCUCUGGUGGUCCUGGCCCUGCUGAACUUUGCCACGGUCAGCCUCUCUCUGUCCACUUGCACCACCUUGGACUUUGGCCACAUCAAGAAGAAGAGGGUGGAAGCCAUUAGGGGACAGAUCUUGAGCAAACUCCGGCUCACCAGUCCCCCUGAGCCAUCGGUGAUGACCCACGUCCCCUACCAGGUCCUGGCCCUUUACAACAGCACCCGGGAGCUGCUGGAGGAGAUGCAGGGGGAGAGGGAGGACAGCUGCACUCAGGAAAACACCGAGUCGGAGUAUUAUGCCAAAGAAAUCCAUAAAUUCGACAUGAUCCAGGGGCUGGCGGAGCACAAUGAGCUGGCCGUCUGCCCCAAAGGAAUCACCUCCAAGGUUUUCCGCUUCAACGUGUCCUCAGUGGAGAAAAAUGGAACCAACCUGUUCCGAGCAGAAUUCCGGGUCUUGCGGGUGCCCAACCCUAGCUCCAAGCGCAGUGAGCAGAGGAUCGAGCUCUUCCAGAUACUCCGGCCUGAUGAGCACAUUGCCAAACAGCGCUAUAUCGGCGGCAAGAAUCUGCCCACACGGGGCACUGCCGAGUGGCUGUCCUUUGAUGUCACUGACACUGUGCGUGAGUGGCUCUUGCGAAGAGAGUCCAACUUAGGUCUGGAAAUCAGCAUUCACUGUCCAUGUCACACCUUUCAGCCCAAUGGAGACAUCCUGGAAAACAUUCAUGAGGUGAUGGAAAUCAAAUUCAAAGGUGUGGACAGUGAGGAUGAUCAUGGCCGUGGAGAUCUAGGGCGCCUCAAGAAGCAGAAGGACCACCACAACCCUCACCUCAUCCUCAUGAUGAUUCCCCCUCACCGGCUGGACAACCCAAGCCAGGGCGGGCAGAGGAAGAAGCGGGCCCUGGACACCAAUUACUGCUUCCGCAAUUUGGAGGAGAACUGCUGUGUGCGCCCUCUCUACAUUGACUUCCGACAAGAUCUGGGCUGGAAAUGGGUCCAUGAACCUAAGGGCUACUACGCCAACUUCUGCUCCGGCCCUUGUCCCUACCUCCGCAGCGCGGACACAACCCACAGCACGGUGCUGGGACUGUACAACACUCUGAAUCCGGAAGCCUCUGCCUCGCCUUGCUGUGUGCCCCAGGACUUGGAGCCCCUGACCAUCCUGUACUAUGUUGGGAGGACCCCCAAGGUGGAACAGCUGUCUAACAUGGUGGUCAAGUCCUGUAAGUGCAGCUGAGACCCUGCCUGCGACAGAGAGAGAGGACAGAGGCCUGCCACCGCCUGACUGCCUGCUCCUCGGGAAACACAAAGGCAACAGACCUCCCCGAGAGGCCUGGAGCCCCCAACCUUCGGCUCCAGGCAGAUGGCUGAGACACAGUUCCCUUUUGGGACAUUUCUCCUUCGUGCUGGCUCUGAGAAUCACUGUGGUAAAGAAAGUGUGGGUUUGGCUAGGGGAAGGCCCAACUCUUCAGAAUACACAGAUUUUCUGUGACGUAGACGGAGGUGGUGGGGACAGAGGAAGAGGGAUGGCAAGCCGACACGGGACGCAUCAUGCGGCAAUGGAUCUGGGAUACCCUGGGGAGGAGGAAGGGCAGAGAAUGGCCGGGACAGGGCCAGGCCGGAAGACACUUCUGAGGUCAGAUGUGCUCAUCGCUGCCCCACAUCUGCUCUAGGGAAUCGGGAUUACAUUAUACAAGGCAAGCAUUUUCCUUCAGACAGGUUACCUAGACAAAGUCCCAGAAUUGUAUCUCCUACUACCUGGGAUUAAGGAUGAGUCUGUUAUUUUGGCAAAUUGUCCUCUCAACAUCAAUCAACAGCACGAAGGGUCAUUACAGGGAGAAAAAUCCAGGGAAUGUAGUUCCCGGGCCGUCAACUCUAUGGGGCCAUCUGGAUACGCUGAACUCAGAAGCAGAGGGUGCGAAUGAACACUCUCCUGUCUGCCCUCUGGGUCCCUCCUCUCGCUUUCUUCCUCAAUCGUAUUUUCCCUCGGACAUCUGGCUAGACACCUUCCAGGUCAGGGCACACAUAUUUGGAUUUGGGGUCUGUGCAGUCUUGGGGCAUUAUGGGUCCCCCCACCCCAGACCCUGUGUCCAUCUGGUGUUCCUGGAAGCAGGUGCUAGAACGGGUGAGGCGUGCGGGGAGGUCACACAUGCGCCACACGAUGACUUGGCCCCAGACACGUAGACUGAGGUAUAAAGACAAAUAUAAAUAUUACUCUCAAAAUCUUUGUAUGAAUAAAUAUUUUUGGGGAAUCUUGGAUCAUUUCAUCUUCUGGAAGAUUGUCUCUAGAACAGUAAAAGCCUAUUCUAAGGUGUAAGUCUGACUGGAUAAAUAUCCUUGAUUACUCUUUUCUUAA